This is a messenger RNA of Anopheles gambiae (African malaria mosquito), 4794 nucleotides long. Its product is annotated as anoctamin-2. The coding region runs from base 1752 to 4460 and encodes 902 amino acids. Gene Ontology annotation, cellular component: plasma membrane. Gene Ontology annotation, molecular function: protein dimerization activity; chloride channel activity. Lineage: Eukaryota; Metazoa; Arthropoda; Insecta; Diptera; Culicidae. Gene Ontology annotation, biological process: chloride transmembrane transport. The transcript has 6 exons. The record is from RefSeq and is a predicted model, not a curated record.
AGUCGCUAAGAAAAUUUCAUCCCAAGGACAGCAGUGCUUCGGAGCAGUGAGGGAGCAGGAGUGUCAGUAGGAGCCAGGCCGGGCAGGAGGGUGGGUCUGGGGUGUCGAAAAUCUAAGCCCCGGCUGCUCCGUCCCGUCAGCUCGCGACACUCCCGCUCGGUGUGUCCGCCUGAAACUGCUCGCUCGUCGACGAAGCAGAAUCAUACACACACGCCGUUGCCUGAGUGUGGUGUUGGUCGUGCGGCUUCGAGCGCAACACACAUCGCCCGUGUGUCAUCCAUUGCGCUGGUGCGCUGGUGCGAGAAUGGUGAACGGAAACGAUCAGCCAGCGGCGGUGGCGGCGACGACGACAGUGCCCGACAGCCAGCCGGAGGCACAGACCGAACCGAAGCCGAUCGUACCACCGGCGGGAUUAGCAGCAGCAGCAGCAGCAGCAACAACAGCACCGAACAGAGCCCAAGUGAGCAGGUGUUGAGGUGGUGCUUUAGUGACAAGCUGGUCGCAGUGUCGGUGCCGUGACCAGGAUGCCGCGAGCAGCCCUGAGAGCGCUUGCGAUCCUUUGCGUGGUGUGCAGUGCUUUGCCGUGCGGGGGUGGGUGCAAGGAAGGAGGGGAAAUUGCACGAUGCUCUAACCUACUACUACCCUUUGCCCUCCCGGUAGCCACUAUCAAUCAAACCGCUGCUCGUGGGGCUUUCCAACUCUCAAACAGCAUUCAAAUGGCACCGCGAAGUCAACUCCGAGUCCCUGCUCUGCUUUUGGGGCCCGUUUUUUCUUGGCCCGUUACAAGGUGAUAGUGGCUAAUUAGCACGUUCGCGGACAACACGCAAACAUAUGGCGCAGUGGAAACGGGCGCCAGCAUCCCUACAGUGCCGCUAUCGGCGUUUGCCGAUAAUUCUCGCACUAUCCGAGUUUUGAAGCGUUUCUGCGGGCGUGUACUUGCCCAACCACAUUCUGUGCUGCAACAAAACUUUACCCUUCACACGUAGCCCCCGUGUAGUGAGUCAGACAGCAACCCGGGAUGCUGUACCUGCUGGUGAUGCAUGGUGAUGACGCGUGUAUGACAGCGUUGGGGUUUUAUCACCCCGUCCUAGAAUUUACCGGGAUUGUGCCCUCCUCCUCCCCCCCUUAGCUCUGUUACACGAUCGUGUAUGUGUGUGUGUGUGUGGAUACUGGUCCGAUGGUGUUCGGGUUUUAAUAGCUCAACCGCUUCUCGGUGUUGUGGCAGAGCGCCCGGGCAGGGCACAUAAAAGCGAAAGACUGGCGCAACUGGCGGCCCAAUGUCAAGAUUUGCCGCCGUACCGCGUGGUCUGUGUGUGUGUGUGUGUGGUGUUUGGUGUUUGUGGUGUGUACGCGAAACGGAAUCAAAUCCCCUUCACCAAGCCCUCCCACUCCUCCCACCCCUUGGCAAGCCCAGCGCGAAGUGAGCGCGCGCGCGCCUGGCAGAGACGACGAACCGACCUAACAUGAUCCUAACCCGGCUCUCCCUAGUGCGCUGGGGCUGCCGUUGGGUCGCGUUGGGCGCUUGUGCGCUACAUGAAGCGAGGCUGGCGUGUUAGUUAAUUGAGAGCGUAAAACCACCCUUCACCACCACCACCACCGCUGCUGCUUCUCCGCAAAAGGUGUCCAGAGGCAGACGGCUGUCACAUCCGGCCAGCACCAGAAGGCGACGACGAGGACGACGAUCAGGCUGCAGGUGCAGAUAGGCAGCAAGGAGACGCAGGUUCCCGCUGGUUCUCCCGGUUCGGUUUGCGAUGUGCAAAAUCUGUCGUCGAGUGCACGGACACUGUGCUGGGACAUGGAAGUACUUCCAGGACCAGCGGCGCAUCGUCGACUACGUGCUCGCGUUCAACGGCGAGGACGAGAAUGCGGAGGCGAAGCAGCGGCGCGCCAUCUACCAGCGGAAUCUCGAGAGCGAGGGCCUCCAGAUCGAGACGGAAAACUGCCAGCGCAUCCAUUUCGUCAAGAUCCACGUGCCGGAGAACGUGCUGUCGCACUACUGCGAGAUCAUGAAGAUGCAGAUGCCGAUGAAGAAGCUGGAAAACCAGGACAAGAUCAUAAUGCGCGACUUCAGCAUCCAGAGCACGCUGGUGCGGCUGUUCCGGCGGCCCCUCUUUAACUUUGUCAUCAUCGACAGGCAAAAGUUCGCGCCGCCCGAGUACCGGCUGAUGUACGAGUACUCGCGCGACAAGCCGUACCUGUUCGACGACCGGGAGCAGAACUUUUUCACGCCCAGCAUACGGAUCGCGGUCGCCCACUUCAUACUAGAGCGGACGUACUUUAGCGAGGCAGUCGAGGAGAAGAAGGACAUCGGCAUCCGGCGGCUGAUGGAGGACCAGGUAUACCUCGACGCGUACCCGUUGCACGACGGCUGCACCGAUCUGCGGUCGAGCUGCCAGCGCGCCCUGCUGCUGGAGGAGUGGGCCUCGAUCAGCAAGUGGAUCAAGCACCAGCCGCUCGACCACAUCAAGGAGUACUUUGGCGUGAAGAUUGCGAUGUACUUUGCGUGGCUCGGGUUCUACACGCACAUGCUGAUACCGGCCUCGGUGGUGGGGCUGAUAUGCUUCUUUUACGGGCUGCUGACGUACCCGGCGAAUCGCAUCAGUCAGGAGAUUUGCGACGACAACGGGACGAUCAUGUGCCCGCAGUGUGACAAGUACUGCGACUACUGGUACCUGCGGACGACCUGCAACAUCUCGAAGCUGGCGCACAUCUUCGACAACGAGAUGACGAUCGUGUUCUCGAUCUUUAUGUCCGUGUGGGCGACCCUAUAUCUGGAGAUGUGGAAACGCUACUCGUCCCGCAUUCAGCAUCGCUGGGGCAUCACCGAGUACUGCUCGCUGGCGGAACCGCCACGCCCACAGUACCUGUCCCGGCUGAAGAACAUCAAGAAGAUGAUGUUCAACAUUGCCACAGGUGCGCAGGAACCGUCGCCACCGUUCUGGACGAAAAAGUUCCCCAGCUUCCUCUACAGUUACUCUGUGAUCUUCCUAUUUAUUUUACUUACGAUAGCGGCCGUCUUCGGUAUCGUCGUGUACCGGAUGUCGCUGAUGACCUCGAAAAACAUCUACGGCGACGGUGGGUCGGUGUCGGGCAAGCUGAUCAUCUUUCCGGCGACGACCGCCGCCAUCAAUCUGCUCGCCUCGACCGCGCUCACGUACGCCUACCAGUACGUGGCGGAGUACAUGACGAACGUGGAGUACCGGCGCACCCAGACCGAGUACAACGAGAGCCUCAACCUGAAGAUCUACCUGUUUGAGUUCGUCAACUACUACAGCUCGAUCUUCUACAUCGCGUUCAUGAAGGGCAAGUUCCCGGGCUAUCCGGCCAAGUACAACCGGAUACUGCACCUGCGGCAGGAGGAGUGCAGCCCGGGCGGCUGCCUGAUGGAGCUGUGCAUACAGCUCGCGAUCAUCAUGGUGGGCAAGCAGGCGAUCGGUGCCAUCACGGAGAUACUGAUACCGUUUCUGGUGCAGAAGUUCAAGGAGUUCCGGAGCGUGCUGGGCAUCGAUGCGGGCAGUGCGGAGAACGGCGAGCGGCUGAUCUGCUGCAACCAGUGGACCAAAGACUUUAACCUCAUCAACUGGCACGAUCGCAGCCUGUUCAACGAGUAUCUCAAGAUGGUCAUACAGUACGGCUUCAUCACGAUUUUCGUAGUGGCAUUUCCGCUGGCGCCCUUCUUUGCGCUGCUGAACAACGUGUUCGAAACGCGGCUGGACGCGAAAAAGUUCCUGCUCUACUACAAGCGGGCCGUGCCGCAGCGCGUCCGGGAUCUUGGCAUCUGGUACAACAUCAUGCACGUGGUCGGCAAGGUGGCCGUCAUAUCGAGUGCCUUUAUCAUCGCAUUUUCCUCCAACUUUAUACCCCGCCUAAUGUACAUGAACGUCGUCAACCCGACCGGCACGGACGAGGGCUUCGUGAACCACACGCUCGCCUACUUCAACGUGUCGCACUUCGAGGCGAAUGCGGCGCCAGAGAACAGCACCUUCUCGAACAUUACCAUCUGCCGGUACUCGGAGUACCGGAACCCGCCGGACGAUCCGCGCCCGUACAAGCGGCCCUCGAUCUACUGGCAGAUACUGGCGAUCCGGCUCACGUUCGUCGUGAUCUACCAGAACCUCGUCAGCUUCGUGCAGAUAGUGGUGGCGUGGGCGAUACCGGACGUGCCGACCAAGCUGCAGGAUCAGAUCAAGCGCGAGCAGUACCUCACGAACGAGUACAUCAUCGAGCAGGAAAAGCUGAAGAUGGCCCUGUCCGGGACGGGUGGGUGCGGUGGUGUUGGCGGCAGUGUCGCCGGCACCCGGUACGCGCAGAACGGGUGUGUCGCGUCGGAGGACAGCAGCCCGGACGACGAGAAGGCUAACUAUGGCUCGAUUGCGGACGACAACGAGUACCCGCUGCGGAUGCAGACGGAUGACUGCGAACCGUACGCCGCGUACGGCAUAGUGACGUCGCGGGUGUAGGGCAGAAGGAGCUAGGAGCACACGGUGGGCACAGCGUUCAUGAGCAAAGCCAAUUCGCGAUCAAAUUACGCACACGCGCCGGUGUGGCGCAGUUACCUAACGACACGGAGCUUGCUGGUUUAUUAUUGUUUUAUGUUUCUGUUUUUAUCCGUAACGCCUGACCUCCCUAACGACGCCUAACCUCAUCUCGAGCACGUAUUUAUCUGCGUGCAGUGCCUCUUUACCGCUUGUAAGAGUGGUAUGCCUGCCGCAGGCCGCCGGCAACUCUCUCGAUAGAAGUGAAACAAUUUUUUGAAGAACAAAUUAAAAUAUCUGUAAAUAAUUGAUAAAAAAA